Messenger RNA from Engraulis encrasicolus (European anchovy), 1119 nucleotides. Its product is annotated as carbohydrate sulfotransferase 8-like. Gene Ontology annotation, cellular component: membrane. Gene Ontology annotation, biological process: proteoglycan biosynthetic process; carbohydrate biosynthetic process. The coding region runs from base 1 to 1119 and encodes 372 amino acids. Lineage: Eukaryota; Metazoa; Chordata; Actinopteri; Clupeiformes; Engraulidae. The transcript has 6 exons. The record is from RefSeq and is a predicted model, not a curated record. Gene Ontology annotation, molecular function: sulfotransferase activity.
AUGUUACCGCACAGUAGACGGGGCAUCUCCGCGGGGCUCGGCUCCGGUUAUCUCGGUCUGGGCACGUUACUGCGAGUGCUGCUGGUGGCCGUUGUUCUCGUGCUCGCCCCGGUGGCAUUCCUUCUGCCCUCGGUGGGGUCGCCUGGAGGGGGGUGCAGUGGGGUCACCAAACGCCAUCGGAAGCUCCUGAAGACGAGUCCAGUGGUGCGACCACCUCAGCCGCGUCUCCCCUCCUCCUCCUCCUCCUCCUCCUCCUCCUCUUCCUCCUCCGGUGGUGUGUGGGAGCAGCUGUCCCGCGCGCAGGAGUCUCGCCGGCGCCUCCUUCAGGAUGUGUGUGCCAAGUACCGCUCCAAGAUCUCCAACCGCAGCAUCACGCCAGCAAGCGUCUCGAGGAUAUAUGUGGAGGAGAGGUCAAAACUACUCUACUGCGAGGUUCCUAAGGCCGGGUGUUCUAACUGGAAGCGGGUCCUGAUGGUGCUGGCUGGCUUGGCCUCGUCGCCACAGGAGAUACAGCACGAUGCUGUUCACUAUGGCAACCACCUCAAGAGGCUGGACAGCUACGACCGGCACGGAAUACAGCACCGCCUGCAGACAUACACCAAGGUCCUGUUUGUGCGUGAGCCUCUGGAGCGUCUGGUCUCAGCGUUCCGUGAUAAGUUCGAGAGCCCCAACUCCUACUACCACCCCGUCUUCGGGAAGCCCAUCAUCGCCCGUUACCGUGCCAACGCCUCCCACGAGGCGCUCCGCACCGGCAGCGGGGUCACCUUCCCCGAGUUCGUGCGGUAUCUUCUUGACGUGCGUCGGCCGGUGGGGAUGGAUAUCCACUGGGAACCGGCUCAUCAGCUGUGCCAACCGUGUCUACUGCACUAUGAUUAUAUAGGGAAGUUCGAAACCAUGGAACAGGAAGCUAACUACGUAUUACGCAGGACGGGCGCGCCGCGUAACCUCACGUUCCCGAGCUUCAAGGAUCGCAACCCGGGUGCGGAGCGGACGUCUACUCGCCUGAUGCAGCGCUACUUCGCACAGCUCAACGCCUCCGACAUGCAGCGCACAUACGACUUUUACUACAUGGACUAUCUCAUGUUCAACUACACCAAACCAUUCAAGGACCUGUACUAG